Amblyraja radiata (thorny skate) is the source of this 581-nucleotide messenger RNA. It is a transcript of the gene timm13, whose product is annotated as translocase of inner mitochondrial membrane 13 homolog (yeast). The transcript is spliced from 3 exons. NCBI's taxonomy places the organism in Eukaryota, Metazoa, Chordata, Chondrichthyes, Rajiformes, Rajidae. The record is from RefSeq and is a predicted model, not a curated record. The coding region runs from base 79 to 369 and encodes 96 amino acids.
GCUCAUCCGCCUUUCGUGCGCAGGCGCAGUGUCAUCUCGGCCAGUUACUGCAGCAACGAGCGCGCAGCCGUCGGCGCCAUGGACAAUUUCUCCUCAGAUUUUCCCUCAGGCGCCCCGGGCGGAGGCAAGGUGGACGCGGGGACCAUCAUGGAGCAGGUGAAGCUGCAGAUCGCCGUGGCCAACGCCCAGGAAUUACUACAGAGAAUGACUGAUAAGUGUUUUAGGAAGUGCAUUGGCAAGCCAGGAAGUUCCUUGGACAACACUGAGCAGAAAUGCAUAGCUAUGUGUAUGGAUCGAUAUAUGGAUGCCUGGAACAUAGUGUCGCGAACGUACAACUCCAGAUUGCAGAGAGAGCGUGCGCGAAUGUAAGGUGACCAAGGUGACCAUUCAAAGGGACGGCUUGUACUUGGGACGAGUUGAUGCCCGAGAGAGAACUUGAGAACAAUGGAAAGAUAUACAACAGAAAAUACUGGGUAAAUCUCAAGAACAGCUGUAAACCUGCCUAGUUUUAUAAUUCUGUCCAAACUGCACUUUGAGGGCCUAAUUAAGAGAAUAAUAAAAUACACAACAUUAAAUAUGAA